Molecule: messenger RNA, 5707 nt
Organism: Chelonus insularis
Lineage: Eukaryota; Metazoa; Arthropoda; Insecta; Hymenoptera; Braconidae
Gene: eIF5B
Product: eukaryotic translation initiation factor 5B
Biological process (GO): translational initiation
Cellular component (GO): cytoplasm; mitochondrion
Molecular function (GO): translation initiation factor activity; GTPase activity; GTP binding
Source: RefSeq, a predicted model, not a curated record
UUUAUUCUUCACACACAAGUAUCAAACUUGCUCGGUUCAUGUACAUCAAGUACAUCCGAAAAAUUACCGCAUACUCGAGUAUUUAUACUUUCUGAAUGUUGAAGAAAAUUAGUAGUUUUUUAAAAACUUAGAAAUGCUUUCAAAACUAAUCAAAAUUGUUCCAGCUCUCCUAUUAAAUCAAAAACACGACACACGAUGAUAGUUUGCUCAAGUGCCGCCGGCAUAAUUAAUUUCCCGCGUCCCGCGACAGUCUCCGUCUCAAAGCCGCAUCCUCAAUAUUCAACAAUACGCACCGUAGUCAUUACAACAGUUUUUAAAUUGUUAACGUAAUUGGUAUUUUUUAUUAAUCAAUUAAUUUCUAUUACUAUGAUCAAUAAAUCUAUUGUUAUUUAGAUUGCCAUUGUUGAUAUUUUCAUAAAGAAUAAUGUCAUACCAUCUACAAAUAUCCAUGUAAGAGACUCUGAUAUCAAGACGAUUGUCAUGAAUCGAUAAAAUGCUAACUUCAAGUAAAUUAAACAGACUGGUUAUGCUGUUCAUUUUUACAUUAAAAAAACUUUUACAUGCGGACAAGAUAUUUUGAAACAAUAAGUGAUUCCAAAAUAAAAAAUACAUUUUACAGAUUUAUUUUUGUUAUCUAUUUUUACGCAAUAUCGCGCAAUAUUAGCAAUAGUGAAUAAACUAUGGGAAAAGCUAAGAAAGGGAAACGAUCUGGGAAGGAUGAUGAUUUUGAUAGUGAUGCUGAUGUCGAGAGCCAGUCAACGAUUGAGUCCUCAAAGUCUAAAAUGGAACCGGCAAAGGAUAAAAAGAAAAAGAAAGGUGAAGUGGAUAAUUUAGCUAAUGAAUUAGAUGAUCUUCAAUUAGAAAAACCUGAUAAGAGCAAAAAUAAGAAAGGGAAAAGAGCAUCGUCUGAUAUUGAAGACGACGAUGAGGUAGUAGUUAACAAAAACAAAUCAAAAGAAAAGAAAAAGAAAGGAAAGAAAGCUCGUGAUUCUGAUGAUGAUGAUAAUGAAGAUGAUGAAGAUAGUAUAUCUACAAAAAUGGCAACAAAAAAAAAUAAAGUUAAUUCGAAAAAGAAUAAAAAAAAGAAUGAAGAUGAUUCUGAAGAUGAAAGUAUUAAAGUUAAGGGAAAAACGAAAAAAGGGAAAAAAGUAUCUGUUUCUGAUGAGGAAUUUGAUAUUUUACCUCCUCAACCAGUUUCGAAUAAACAAAAAGUCAAAAGUGGAUUCGCACUUUUAAAUAUGGACAACGAUGAUGAUGAUGAUGAUGAAGAUGAAGUUCAGCGUCCAGAUUCAGACGAAGAAGAAGAGAAACCAGUAAGUAAAGAAAGAAGUAAAGGAAAACAGCAGAAUCAACAAAAAAAUCAAGAACCACAAGGAAAAAAAGGCAAAAAAGCCAGAAAAAAGCAUGACAGUGAUGAUGAACUUGAAAAGGCAUUAGCUGAAUUAGAAAUAGAAUAUUCGGGAAAGAAACCAGAUGUAAAAGAAGAAGUAAAACAUGAAGAGGAAAGUAAAGAUAAUAAAAAGAAGAAAAAAGAAAAAAAUGAACCAAAAAAUGAAGGUGAAGCUAAAGCUGUUGAUGAUACCAACGAAGUUAAUGAGAGUAGUACUGUAAAAACUGCAGCACAAAAGAAAAAAGAGAAGAAAGAACGAGAAAAGCAGAAAAAAUUAGCCCAGAAAAAAACGGAUGGAACUGCUGAAAAACCAGAAGCUACAGCGAAAUCACAAACAGAACCUAAAGAAGAAUCUUCCAAGAAAACCGAAGAAACAGCGGAAGAUGCUGAAGAUGAUGAAAAAAAGAAAAAAAAGAAAGGAGGCAAAGAAGAUCCAAAAGAUAAAGGCAAAGGGCCCGGUAAAAAAAUGAUUGCUGCGAUGCAAGAAGCUUUGAAGAAAUUGAAAGAAGAUGAAGAACGUGCCAAACGUGAAGAAGAAGAGAGAAUUAGACAAGAAGAGUUAAGAGAAAAGGCUCGGUUAGAGCAGCUUCAAUUAGAGCAAGAACGUAAAGAAAAGAAAAAAUUAAAGGAAAAACUAAGAAAAGAACGAUUAAAAGCUGAAGGAAAAUUAUUAACUUCUAAACAAAAGCAAGAUAGGGCUCGAGCUUUGAUUAUGCUUGAAUACCUGAAAGCUCAAGGAUCAGGUGUUCCUGAAGUUGGCGAGAAGAAAACAAAAUCUAAAUCUUUAGGAACAAGAUUACGGCCGAAUAAAAUGAAGCAACAGAGUCAAGAGGAAAAAGAUGAUAAGGAAAAUAAAAAUGAAGAACAAACGGAAAAUGAACAACUAGUGAAGGAUGAAGUUCAAGUAGAAAUUGUAGACAAAGUCAAUAAAGCCGAAGAAAAACCUGAAGAUGAAGUCAAAGAUUCUUGGGACGUAGAUUCAUCGGAAGGUGAGCGUCAUGACAAUAAGUCUGAUGAAGAUGUUAAACCAGCUGAAGUAAAACGAAGUGUGCCGAAAAGAGAAACUAAAAUAGAAAAACCAGAAGUGAAAAAGGAAGAGUCAUCUGACAGCGAGAAUGAGUCAGAUGAUGAAAGUGACAAUGACAGUGUAGAGGAAAAAUUAACUGAUGCUGAGAAGAAAAAAGAAAGUGUAAGAGAAAGAAUUCAAAAACGAAGAAUUGAAGCCGAAAAAAAGAAAAGCUUAGAUAAUUUACGUGCAGCGGUUGUCUGUGUUCUUGGUCAUGUCGACACAGGAAAAACUAAAAUUUUGGACAAACUCAGAAGAACUAAUGUUCAAGAUAGUGAAGCUGGAGGUAUUACGCAACAAAUCGGUGCUACUAAUGUACCUAUUGAUGCUAUUAUUGAGUCUACUAAGCACGUAAAAGGGGCAGCCGAAAAGAUAUUUAAAUUACCUGGUUUAUUAAUUAUUGAUACACCGGGGCACGAAUCUUUUAGUAAUUUAAGAAAUCGUGGUUCAUCGCUUUGUGAUAUUGCUAUUCUUGUAGUGGAUAUUAUGCAUGGAUUAGAGCCUCAAACUAUUGAAAGUAUAAACCUUUUAAAAGCCAAGAAAUGUCCUUUUGUUGUGGCGUUGAAUAAGAUUGAUAGAUUGUAUGAUUGGCAAACUAUGAACCGCAAAGACGUACAAGAUAUUAUUAAAUCUCAAGCAGCCAAUACUCAACGAGAAUUUGAAAGACGCUCUGACGAAGUUAUUCUACAAUUCGCUGAGCAAGGACUGAAUGCUGCUUUGUUUUAUAAGAAUCCUGAUCCACGAAGUUAUGUUUCACUCGUUCCAACAAGUGCUAUUACUGGUGAGGGUAUGGGUAAUUUGCUAUCGUUAAUUGUUGAUGCAUGCCAAGGACCUUUGGCCAAACGAUUAAUGUAUAGUGAAGAGUUACAAGCUACUGUACUGGAAGUAAAAGCAUUACCAGGACUUGGUACAACGAUUGAUUGCAUUCUAGUCAAUGGAACGUUGAGAGAAGGUGAGACAAUGAUUGUUGCCGGUACUGACGGUCCAAUUGUUACGACAAUUCGUUCAUUACUCAUGCCACAACCGUUGAAAGAAUUAAGAGUCAAGAAUGCCUAUAUGGAAUACAAAGAAAUAAAAGCUGCUCAAGGUGUUAAAAUAGCUGCUAAAGAAUUGGAAAAAGCUAUUGCUGGAUUAAAUCUAUUGGUAGCACACACCCCUGAUGAAGUAGAUUUUUUGAAAGAAGAAAUUGCUAAAGAAUUAACAAAGGCCUUAGGUAGUAUCAAACUUGCUGAACAUGGAGUAUAUGUUCAAGCUUCGACGCUUGGUGCUCUAGAAGCUCUCUUAGAUUUCUUGAAGACGAGUAAAAUUCCGUAUGCUGGUAUCAAAAUUGGUCCGGUGGUGAAGAAAGAUGUCACGAAAGCAUCCGCCAUGCUACAACAUGAUAGCCAGUACGCAACAAUAUUGGCAUUUGAUGUGAAAAUUGAACGUGAAGCUCAAGAGCAAGCUGAUUUAUUAGGAGUAAAGAUAUUCCAAGCUGAUAUAAUUUAUCAUUUAUUUGAUAAAUUCACUGCCUAUAAAGAAGAACUGAAGCAACGCAAAAGAGAAGAGUUUAAACAUAUUGCAGUAUUUCCAUGCAAAUUACGUAUUCUACCACAGUUCAUCUUCAAUUCUCGUGAUCCCAUCGUUGUUGGAGUGAUGGUUGAAGCAGGAAUCGUGAAGGAAGGAACACCCGUAUGUGUACCAAGUAAAGAUUUCAUUGACUUGGGCGUGGUUACGAGCAUAGAGUACAACCACAAGGCCGUUGAGUCGGCGCGAAAGGGCCAGGAGGUUUGUGUGAAGAUCGAACCAGUGCCAGGGGAGGCGCCAAAAAUGUUUGGCAGACACUUUGAUGAAACUGAUUUCAUUGUUAGCAAGAUAAGCAGACAGAGUAUAGAUGCAUGUAAAGAUUAUUUCCGAGAUGAUCUGAUAAAAACUGACUGGCAAUUGAUGGUGGAACUCAAGAAGUUAUUCCAGAUCCUCUAAAAACCCAUCCAAGUGUCAGGUGAAAUUUAAUUUUUUUGAAAGAAGGUAAUCCUUAUUUUUUGAAUAAUUUAAAGAAUGGUAGAAAAAAAAUAACUGCCUUGGGUUGUUGAAUACUUCCAUUUUUAUUCACAUGAAUAGUGACAAAUAUUGAUAUUGAAAUGAUAAGAAAUUAUAAAUAUUCAUUGAAAGUUAAAAAAAAAAAAAUUAAAAGAGAACAGAUAUACAGAGUUAAUGAAAUUUAAUAUAAUCAAUAAUUGAAGUUUACACGAAUAAAGUUAUAAUCAGGCGUUAUUACGCGAUUGGUAGAACUUGAAUGAAUUGUACUAUAUCAGUCAUUUUUCUCAUGUCAUUCAUGACCUUCCUUGACGAUUCAUUUACGCUGUCUUUAUAAUGCUGUUGUAAUAAUAAUAAGUAACGAAUAUACAUAUGAUAUAUACAGCAUAUUUAGACAUACAUUCACGUAUAUCCAUUAUAUGAAAUUAUACUUCCUUUUUACUUUUUUUUGUCUUGUAAGACACGUCAUAACUAUUUUUCACGUCAUCAUUAUAUGUAAAUAAUUUAAUCAUUGCUUUGAUAUUCACUCAAUUGUUGAAUCACCUCAAGUGAAAAUAUCUUUUUUGUAUUUUUUAAUUGAUAUAUAGAUAUUAAUAUACAAAGAUUUUAACAAUACAAUAAAAAUUUUAAUUAACAAUGAAAUAAUUACCAUUAUUCGGAUAAUACACACAUAUACACAUACUCAUAUCCAAACAAAAUAUCACAGACAUGAAUUAUUAUUUAUAAAAAAUAUUGAUAAUUGAAGAAAAAUAAAAAAUGAACUGCAGGUACUUAAAGCUUUCUAUGGUGGAUAUGUGAACGAAUUAUAAAAAAGAUGAUAAUGUUGAAAAAAUGAGACAUAAUAAAAAAGAAUUGUCUGGAAGGAUUUAAUGAAUACAUUGAUAAAUAAAAGUCAGAAAAGACAUAAUUCCAUUAAUGACUUUAUAAUAUUUGCAUGAGGAAAAUAAUGAUGAAGAAAAAGAAGUAAAUGAUAAAGAUGAUUAUAAAUUUUUACCGUACUUUAUUAAUUUAUUUUUAUUAUUCUGUUUUCUAAGAAAAAAAAAUGAUAAUCAUGAAUACGUUAUAGAGAUCAUUAUUAUAACAAAUAAAACAAGAAAUAUGUACGAUAAUCACUCAUUCUCUCAUGAUAAGCUUAGUCUGUUUUUUGUAUGUGGAAAAAUGUGUUGUAUUUACAAUGUGUAAAAAAAAAAAAAAAAAUAAUAAAUAAAUUUGCAAUAUACGAAUAUGAAAUAACU